Molecule: messenger RNA, 3176 nt
Organism: Emys orbicularis (European pond turtle)
Lineage: Eukaryota; Metazoa; Chordata; Testudines; Emydidae
Gene: PITRM1
Product: pitrilysin metallopeptidase 1
Exons: 27
Coding region: 29-3130 (1033 amino acids)
Biological process (GO): protein processing
Cellular component (GO): mitochondrial matrix
Molecular function (GO): metalloendopeptidase activity; metal ion binding
Source: RefSeq, a predicted model, not a curated record
GAUCCUGCGCCGGGGGACGGGCUGAGCCAUGUGGGGCCGCUACCUGGCGGCGCGGCGGCUGCUGAGCCUCAGCCGGACUUUGAAUCAAAAGUCAUGGAGGUGGAAGAGUGGGUCUGCAAAUGAAAAAGCACUACAAUACAAGAUAGGAGAACGAAUCCAUGGGUUCACUGUAAACCAGGUAACAGCUGUUCCUGAGCUAUUCCUAACUGCAGUGAAGCUUAGUCAUGAGAACACAGGAGCCAAAUAUUUACAUGUGGCACGUGAGGACUCCAAUAAUUUAUUCAGUGUACAAUUUCGUACCACCCCGUUGGACAGUACUGGUGUUCCACAUAUCCUUGAACACACUGUGCUUUGUGGUUCUCAGAAGUAUCCUUGCAGAGAUCCUUUCUUUAAAAUGUUAAACAGAUCACUGUCCACUUUCAUGAAUGCAUUUACAGCCAGUGAUUACACACUCUACCCAUUUUCAUCACAAAAUCCAAAGGAUUUUCAGAAUCUCCUGUCCGUGUAUUUGGAUGCUGCUUUUUUCCCAUGUUUGCGACAACUAGAUUUCUGGCAAGAAGGUUGGAGGUUAGAACACGAGAAUCCGACUGAUCCUCAGACACCACUAGUCUUCAAAGGAAUUGUUUUUAAUGAAAUGAAAGGGGCAUUUACAGACAAUGAGAGGUUAUUCUCACAACAUCUACAGAAUAAACUCCUUCCUGAUCACACUUAUGCUGUAAUAUCUGGUGGAGACCCAUUAAGUAUUCCUGACCUUACAUGGGAACAGCUUAAACAGUUCCAUGCCACUCAUUAUCAUCCAAGCAAUGCUAGGUUCUUCACUUAUGGUAACUUCCCAUUGGAGCAGCAUUUGAAACAAAUUCAUGAAGAAGCGCUGACUAAGUUUCAUAGAAUUGAACCAAAUACUGCCAUCCCAGUACAGCAACUCUGGGAUAAGCCUAGAGAGCAUCAUGUGAAAUGUGGCUCAGAUUCAUUUGCUGCAGACCCUACAAAGCAGACAACUAUCAGUGUCAGCUUCCUGUUGACAGACAUUACAGAUACUUUUGAAACUUUCACGCUUAACCUGUUGUCUUCCCUGUUGGUUGGUGGACCUAAUUCUCCCUUCUACAAAGCCUUACUUGAGGCCAAUCUUGGUACAGACUUUUCUCCUGAUGUUGGGUUUAAUGGCUGCACGAGAGAGGCUUACUUCAGUGUAGGCCUGCAGGGAAUUGCUGAGAAAGACAUUGAAACAGUCAAACAAAUUACUGCUAGAACAAUAGAUGAAGUUAUUGAAAAAGGAUUUGAGGAAGAGAGGAUUGAAGCUCUACUUCACAAAAUUGAAAUCCAGAUGAAGCAUCAGUCUACAAGUUUUGGACUUGCCCUGACAUCAUACAUAGCUUCCUGCUGGAAUCAUGAAGGAGACCCUGUGGAACUUUUGAAGAUUGCAGACAAAGUGACUCAGUUCAGACAGCACCUCAAGGAAAACCCAACAUUUCUUCAAGAAAAAGUUAAACAGUAUUUUAAGGAUAAUCCACAUAGAUUGACUCUGUCGAUGAGUCCAGAUGAAAGCUACUAUGAAAAACAAGCAAAAUUGGAAGCAGAAAAACUGAAACAAAAGGUUAAUGCUCUUUCUGAAGAAGAGAAGAAACAAACGUAUGAAAAAGGUUUGGAAUUAAUUGCUCUUCAAAGCAAACCUCAGGAUACCUCCUGUCUCCCGGCUCUAAAAGUAUCUGACAUUGAGCCUACAAUCCCAUUCACUGAGUUGGAGAUGGCAUUUGCAGCUGAUGAAAUCCCUGUCCAGUACUGUGCUCAGCCGACCAAUGGGAUGGUAUAUUUCAGAGCUGUUUCCAGCUUGAACACACUUCCAGAGGAACUCAAACCAUAUGUGCCACUCUUCUGCAAUGUCAUUACUAAAAUGGGCUGUGGAGCCCUUGGUUACAGAGAGCAAGCCCAGCAAAUGGAGCUAAAAACAGGUGGCAUGUCUGUCUGCCCACACAUCAUUCCAGAUGAUUCACACCUGGAUGCGUAUGAACAGGGUGUGCUCUUUUCUUCUCUGUGCCUGGAUAGAAAUCUGCCAGACAUGAUGCACUUAUGGAGUGAAAUCUUUAACAACCCACGCUUUGAAGAAGAGGAGCAUUUUAGAGUACUGGUUAAGAUGACUGCGCAAGAGCUGUCAAAUGGAAUUCCUGAUUCUGGGCAUUUAUAUGCAUCCGUUCGAGCUAGCAAAACCCUUACACCUGCCGGAGAGUUACAAGAAAUGUUUAAUGGCAUGGAUCAGGUGAAACUGAUUAAGCGAAUUGCAGAAAUGUCUGAUAUUAAACCAGUACUACGCAAACUACCACGCAUUAAGAAAUAUUUAUUAAACAGUGAUAACAUGAGAUGUUCAGUGAAUGCUACACCUCAACAGAUGUCACAAGCAUCUAAAGAAGUAGAAAACUUUUUAAAGGGCAUUGCUAGAAGCAAAAAAGAGAGAAAACCUGUCCGCCCCCAUGUGAUUGAGAAGUCUCCAGAGCCCGUGCCUGUUGGAAGGGAAAGGCUUAAUUGUUCACAAAUCACAAGGAAACUAAUUACUGAGCCUACCUUCAAACCAUGUCAGAUGAAGACCCAUUUUCUACUUCCCUUCCCAGUGAAUUAUGUUGGAGAAUGCAUUCGAACUGUUCCCUACACAGCUCCUGACUAUGCAAGCCUUCAGAUCCUUGCACGGUUGAUGACAGCUAAAUUCUUGCAUAGGGAAAUCAGAGAGAAAGGAGGUGCUUAUGGAGGAGGUGCUACACUCAGUAAUAGUGGCAUAUUCACUUUCUAUUCUUACAGGGAUCCAAAUUCUACAUCAACCUUCUCAACUUUUGAAAAAGCAGCUGAAUGGGCUCAGUCUGGGGAAUUUGCACAGCAAGACAUUGAUGAAGCCAAGCUUGCAGUGUUUGCAGCUGUAGAUGCUCCUAUAGCUCCUUCAGACAAAGGGAUGAAUCAUUUCUUGAAUGGUAUCUCCAAUGAGAUGAAGCAGAGACACAGGGAGCAGCUUUUUGCUGUCAGCAGUGAUCACCUUAUUGAUGUGGCAAACAAAUACCUUGCAGGUGGGAAGAGCACCCGAGGACUGGCUGUACUAGGCCCAGAGAAUCCGCACAUUGCCAAAGAUCCAUCCUGGGUCAAACGAUAACAUUUGUUACUGAAAAUGGCUUAAGAGAAAUAAAACAAUCCAAUUC